AUGGCUAGAGCGGCAUGCAACGGCACAGCAGCUGCAGCGAGAUGCAAUGGCACGGCGGUUGGAGCGGCAUGCAAUGACACAGUGGGUGCAGUGACAUGCAACGGCAUGACUAAGGCGGUUGCUGAUGUGGCGUCAAGCAAGCCAGAAAUGAAGGACGAAGCGGCCAGCCUUAAGACGUACGUGGUGGGCUCCAAGGCAACGCCCAACCUAUGGCACGCUCGCAUUGGGCACGUCCACUUUGAUGGUGUGAAGCGGACAGCCACGAGCAACGGCGUGUUAGGUAUUGACCUGGAGAAAGGAGGUGAGGAUAUGCCGUGCACUUCCUGCCACGAAGCAAAGCUCACUCUCCAAACAUUUCCGCUGCACGACGAGCGAGAGGAGCAGGUUCUUAGGCUAAAUCUGCCGUCACCACGUACUGUCAUCGUGGUCCCGGUGCCGUCCGUGCAGAGGGGCGAGCAACACAUUGAUCGCUUGGUGGGCCCUGCGGGCAGCAAGGCACCCACGUCAGGGCCACCUCCAGGUCCUUCCUCAAGUGCUGAUUCGGCGCCUGUGGGACCAGAAGAUGGUCCCUUUGAGGACGGAGGUGACACGGCUGAUCAUGAGGAGGAAGGAGAGAUGGCAGUGGAUGAGCAGCCGUCAGUGGCCCAUGAGCAUGAGCCUUCACCUGCAGCUUCUCCCAUCCAGCCCAUUCCACAUCCCCCACGUCGCUUUAGCAGGCCUAACAAGGGGGUGACACUUGUACGGUUUCAACCGUCAGCCAUGAGCGCGCAUGUUGCAGACGAUGAGAACAACCCGUACGACAUGGCGUACCUUGCUGAGGACGAUUGCGACACAGACCGCGACGACGAAGUGGAGUAUCUAGACGAGGAUGAGGAGGAGGAAGGCGCUUGGGGAGAUGCGGAUGAUGCGAGCGACAACGAGAACCAGUUUUCCACAGGAGGCUACCUCUUCAAGCUUGGCAAAGCUUCCGUUUCCUGGCAGGCCAAGAAGCUACAGGGUGCAACCAAACUUUCCUCCACCGAGAGCGAGCUUGUGGCUGCGGUGGAAGCGGGAAAGGAGGGACGCAAGCUGAGGUUCCUGCUGUGGGAGUUUUAG
Molecule: messenger RNA, 1095 nt
Organism: Closterium sp. NIES-65
Lineage: Eukaryota; Viridiplantae; Streptophyta; Zygnematophyceae; Desmidiales; Closteriaceae
Source: the annotation of a GenBank genome assembly